This is a messenger RNA of Paramuricea clavata, 4293 nucleotides long. The record is from the annotation of a GenBank genome assembly. Lineage: Eukaryota; Metazoa; Cnidaria; Anthozoa; Malacalcyonacea; Plexauridae.
UGCAAGGUACGGCUCAACAUAAACUCACAGCUCAUUAUAUUAAACCGCUUUGAAGUUUACUGUCACCAUGUGUUAGUGAAUAAACAUUCAUCCAGACAAACUUAUAGAGAGAGAUCAGUGAUGAACAGAUCAUGUGACCCCCAACCACGUUGUUGUAUUCUACUUCUGUAAAGCAAAGUAUUAAAAGAGAAACUGUAAUUCGUCUUAUUGUUUAUUUAUAUUCCACUGUCAUGACUAAUAACGUAACAGGUUAUGGGCCCAGUAACAGCAGAUUGAUAUUCGACGGUGAUGAAUGAAGAUACGAAUUAUGGGAGGUCAAAUUUCUUGGAUAUCUACGAUUGAAAAAGUUGAGUGAAACCAUUCUCACGCCAUUGGUGGGCGAUGCCAGUGAACAAGUUAUAGCAGCUGAUUCAGUCAAAAACAUGGAUGUAUUCGCCGAGUUAAUACAAUUCUUAGAUGAUAGAAGUCUAUCUCUGGUUAUUCGAGAUGCGGCAAACGACGGCCGGAAAGCUUUGGGAAUUCUACGGGAGCACUAUUUGUCAAAAGGAAAGCCACGUGUUAUAUGAAUGUACACCGAGUUAACUUCGUUAAAAAAAUCAGCUGACGAAGAUAUCACCGACUAUAUGCUGAGAGCAGAGACAUCAGCUACUUCACUUAAAUCGGCAGGAGAACAGGUCAGCGAUAGCUUACUGAUUGCUAUGAUUAUAAAGGGAGUCUUCUACAAAAUACAAGCCUUUUUCAACAGUAGUGACACAAAAGGACAAAGAACUACCUUUCAGUGAAUUCAAAGUUUCACUGCGAAGCUUUGAAGAGACACAAAAUCUAUCCACUGAGUGUGCCAAAGAGGACAGCGUCAUGAAAGUUAAUACUGGGAAACCAUCAUAUAAAUCGAAGAAAGAUCUAAUUUUCUAUGGAUGCGGAAAGGCAGGACAUAAAAAAUCGGAAUGUCGUGUAAAGAAGCGCUGGUGUGACACGUGCAAGAAUCAUACUCACGAUACUGAGAAAUGUCGCAAGAAGAACCAAGGAGAUGAUGCAACAAAAGCAGUAAGAGACACUAGUAUAAAUAAUAAUAGUGUGCAUGAAGAAAAUCAUUCAUUUGUAUUUCAAGUAGGAGUAGAUGUAACUAAUAUAGAUAAUGUAAAUGGGUUGCUUGUGGACUGUGGGGCCCACCACCCAUAUUGUGCAUGAUAUUAGUAAGUUUAUAAAUUUUGAUAAACAGUUUAAUCCUGAGCAUCAUUAUAUUGAGCUGGCGGAUGGUAGUAGGUCUAAUAAUGUUGCGUUGAAAAGGGGAGAUGCAAAUGUUGAGUUGUGUGAUGUAGAUGGUAAUGUGCAAAAGGCUCUUGUCAGAAAUGCCCUGUAUGUUCCCUCUUACAAACAGGACAUAUUCUUUGUUCGGGCUGCAACUAGCAGAGGUUCCACGGUAAGUUUUUUACCCAAUAAUGCCAAACUUAUAAGUCCAAAUGGCACAGAAUUUAAGAUAGAGCAGAACGGUAAGUUGUACUAUUUAAACAGUGUGGUUUCAUCUAGUAUGUCUAGGCAACCAGGUAUGUCUAAGUCGUUGAAAGAUUGGCACGAGAUACUAGGCCACUGCAAUUUAAAUGAUGUGUUAGCCUUAGAAAGUGUUGUAGACGGGAUCAAAAUAACAGGUAAGAAAGAAUUUGACUGUGGGGUAUGUUUUAUGGGGAAAAUGACCCAACCCAGAAAUAGAAAACCCGAUAGACGUGCAACAAAGAUACUAGAAUUAGUACAUUGUGACCUAGCGGGACCAGUUGACCCCAUUGCUAAAGAAGGUUUUAGAUAUGCCCUUGCCUUUGUUGAUGAUUAUUCAGGUAUAGUCAUGAUUUACUUUAUACGGCACAAGAGUGAUACCCUGAAGGCUACUGAAACAUUCUUAGCUGACUCAAGUCCAUACGGUAAGAUUAAAUGUAUAAGAAGUGACAACGGAACCGAGUUUACCUCGGAAGCCUUUGAAAAUCUUUUGAUCAAACACUGCAUAAAAAAUGAAAAGUCGGCCUCUUAUUCGCCACAUCUAAACGGCACAGUUGAAAGCGUCUGGAGAUCUAUUUUUGAUAUGGCUAGAUGCCUACUUAUUGAGGCCAAAUUACCUAAAACACUCUGGACGUUUGCAGUUAUGGCUGCAGUGUACAUAAGAAAUCGUUGUUACAACCAUAGACUUAAGAAAACACCUUAUGAAGUAUUUACCAGUCAAAAACCCAAUUUGCAAAAUAUGCAUGUUUUUGGCACAGUGUGCUACACGUAUUUGCAGGAGAAGAAGAAAUUGGACCCAAGAGGGGAAGAAGGAAUUUUCGUAGGGUAUGAUAAGGGAAGCCCAGCCUACCUUAUAUAUUUUCCAGAAACAGGAUCAAUUAAGAGAAUCGGUUGUGUUCGUUUCACUGAUAAAUUUGGAAAUGACAAGAAUACAGAAGAAAGCCCUCAAUUAAAUAUUGAGGAUGAAAUGAUUGUUAGCUUACCACCGUGUCCAUCAGAUCCCCAACCGACAAAUGAAAACAAGAAUCAUUUAGUUCCCCCAAAUCCAGUAAGUGACUUAAAUAAUGAUAUUGGUGAUCUCAACCCAACUGCCAUUAAUGAUGAGGGUGGGAAUGUCUAAUUACCAGAAACUAGGUACCCUAGUCGUAUCCGGGCAAAGCCAAAGUAUUUGGAGCAAUAUGUUGAUGGUGACGAAGUCGAUGAAAACAACCACAUCAAUUUCACAGUUGAUUACUGCUGUAAUAUAACAGAUGUACCGAAAACGUACCAGGAGGCGAUAUCCUCGCCUCAUUUUCAUGAACGGCAAAAGGCCAUGGAGGACGAAAUGUAUGCAUUAAGGGAAAAUGACACAUUUGAACUUACCACAAAGCCUGAAAAUAGAAAUACAGUGGGGGGAAGAUGGGUUUAUGCCAUUAAAACUGGCCCUAAUGUGGAAGAGAAGUACAAAGCCCGCUUUGUAGCCAAGGGAUAUUCGCAAAUACCAGGUGUUGAUUAUCAUGAAACCUUCUCACCCACUGCAAGAAUGACAUCUAUUAGAAUCCUAAUGCAAUUAGCGGUGCAAUACAAUCUGACAAUACAUCAAAUGGAUGUGAAAACAGCAUAUCUGAACGCACCUAUUGACUGUGAGUUACAUGUUGAACAACAUGAAGGUUUUACUAUGACAGGAAAAGAUGGUGAGUAUCUUGUUUACAAACUUAGAAAAUCCUUAUACGGACUGAAGUAAAGUGGUCGUAAUUGGAAUAGUGUGCUACAUUCCCAUUUAGUUAGUGAGGGGUUUAUUCAGUCGCAAUCAGAUAGUUGUGUUUACACCAAAAUUUCAGGUAAGUCGAUGACCAUUGUGAUAAUUUGGGUUCAUGAUAUAAUAAUUGCAUCAAAUUGCACAGUUACGCUAACGAAUGUGAAAAGUAAUCUAGGUAAGAGAUUUCAAAUGAAAGAUAUGGGAAAAUUAUCAUGGUUUUUAGGCAUAGAAUUUAUAUGUGAAGAGGGAGUAAUUAAGAUGAACCAAACAAAAUACAUUGAAAGACUAUUGUCGAAAUUCAGUAUGGAAAAUUGCAAACCCAGAUCCACUCCAUGUGAGAUUAACUCACAUAAGGUAAGUGAGUUAAAUUCAGUGCCAACUGAUAACAGAUUGUACAGAGAGAUCAUAGGCAGUCUUGUUUACAUAAUGACUGCAACUAGGCCAGAUCUUUGUUAUAGUGUAAUGAAACUUUCACAAUAUUUGUCAGCAUCAACCAUGAGUCACAUAAACACUGCAAAGCAUGUAUUGAGAUAGGGCACGGCUAACAGAAGUGCACGGCUAACAGAAGUCUAAUCUUCAGGAAAGCUGAUGAGCCACUGCACUUAGUUGGUUGUUGUGAUGCUGAUUGGGGUGCGUCAGAAGAUAGACGCAGUAUAACCGGGUACGGUUUCCACCUUUGUAGCAAAGGUCCUUUGAUUUCCUGGAAGAGUAGAAAGCAACCUGCAGUUGCUUUAUCCACAUGUGAAGCUGAAUAUAUGUCUUUAGCUUCAGCUGCUCAGGAAGGUAAGUUUCUUUCUCAGCUGUUGGAGGAUAUGGUUAAAAUUAAGUUUACUCCAGUGACACUUCAUUGUGACAAUCAGGGAGCUUUAGCCUUGGCAAAAAACCAUGUUCAGCAGCAAAGAUCAAAACAUAUUGAUAUACGUUAUCACUUCGUAAGAUCGGAAGUUCAGAGAGGUCUCCUUCAUUUAUUGUAUGUAACAUCAAAAGAUAACUUAGCUGAUAUAUUUACCAAACCAAUAUCAGGACCGAGAAUAAAAACUUUUGUUCCUAUUAUACUAGGAGUAUAA